This is a messenger RNA of Paramecium octaurelia, 475 nucleotides long. The record is from the annotation of a GenBank genome assembly. Lineage: Eukaryota; Ciliophora; Oligohymenophorea; Peniculida; Parameciidae.
AUGUUUCACUCUACUUUUAUAAUUAGAUCACUUUCUUAUUCUUAUAUUGUUCUUAUAUAGCUUGGUUAACAAGGUCUUUAUAAGCUGCCUCUAAGNGAAUAAGUUGCAGGAACUCCACUCUCAGUGGUAUCAUAUUUAUUCUAUUUUCAUAGGUUAGAGCUCAUUUACCAGUCGCUGAAUCAUUCGGUUUCACUGCCCAUUUAAGAGGUAUGACCUAAGGACAAGCCUUCCCUCAAUGUGUCUUUGAUCACUGGGCCAUCGUCAAUGGUAACCCACUUGAAGCUGGAAGCAAAGUAUUAUUUUAUAUUAAUCAUUUAGGUUAAUGAUUUAGUCUUAUCCAUCAGAAAGAGAAAGGGUAUCAAAGUCUAAUUGCCAGACCUUAAUGAAUAUUUGGACAAACUCUGAUCUAAAUAUUGUAUUUUAACAUAACAACAAUAUUCAACCAUAAAAUAUUGUAGAAUCUUUAAGAAAAAAU